AGCUGAGUUUAAAGGCGAAAGAGAUCUGCAGAGCAACUGAACACUUGAAAUUAACCAGUCUGAGACCAAAUCAAGAAUAACUUGUGAGAAUUUUUUUUAUUUUGGAAGAUGGACAGCAACCUGAUUUUGAUUCUGACUCUUCUAAUAUUGGCAGAAACUAGUUUUAGUUUUCCUAGCCCUAUGAUUCCUCAAAGAUCAUUAAGAGAGAUUGUCAACAAGAGAAGACAGUUAAAUUACAUCAAAACUCUCCUUCAAGAUCUUGACGAUAAGUUGGAAAAGUUGGAGAAGCGAUCAUGCCCGAUUAACCUUCCUGGUAUGGACUGUGAUUAUGGUGAAGUGAGCGGAACUGGAAAAGAUGCCAUAGUCUGGUCAAGCAGCCUGGGUCCCGGAAAGAAACGCAGAUACAGAAGAGCUUUGCAGUAUCUUCUUUAAAUCUGCACAAAGAAACAUGCCAGAAUAUUUGUCAAGUUCAUGUGCAAAAAAUGCAUUUCGAUGAAUCGUCUAUACCCUAUGUCCAAGUUUCUUUUCAUCAACUGUUUGUUAAAAAUGAGUGUAUACUUUUUAUGUCAUUUGUGUUAAUAGACCAACAAUUAUUGAAGUAUUUUGAAUAAAUUUUCUUUUAUUUAAAUAACACUUACCCUGUAUGUAGUAUAAAGUUGAACAAGAAAUAUAUGUAUAUAUAAAAUUGAAUAAUUUACCAUGAUAUAUUAUCUCAUUAAUAUUUAAUUUUUUUUAAUCUUUAUUUUCAUACUUUACGUACAUCAUCAUAUAAACUUAUUAAUUAAUACAUAAUAGUCUUGAGUUUUAAUAUGAGAUCUUUUCUUUUCUGCAAUUUUCACUUUUUUUUUAUAUUUUAAACAAUAUCUGAUGCUUAAAUAAAAAUUAAAUUUAUGUAAAAUAAUCCAGCCUAAGUACAGUACUAUCUUAAUUUACGUGUUUUAUGUAUUGUAAUCUAUUGCUCUUCAUUGGCUGCUAGAAAUUUCAAUAAAUUAUGCAAUUUCGUAUACAACACGAAGAUUUUCAAUGCUUUUAAGAAGAUGUAAGGCCUCCCUGAGCCACAGAUCAAUGAAAAUGAAUAUGUGUGUAAUAAGUGAAUAGAUUUGUGUUGUACGUUAUAAAAUGUUAUUUUACCCUAU
Stegodyphus dumicola is the source of this 1136-nucleotide messenger RNA. RefSeq lists its product as uncharacterized. NCBI's taxonomy places the organism in Eukaryota, Metazoa, Arthropoda, Arachnida, Araneae, Eresidae. The record is from RefSeq and is a predicted model, not a curated record.